This is a messenger RNA of Vicia faba (fava bean), 393 nucleotides long. NCBI's taxonomy places the organism in Eukaryota, Viridiplantae, Streptophyta, Magnoliopsida, Fabales, Fabaceae. The record is from the annotation of a GenBank genome assembly.
AUGUCAUCAUCUUCAUCAAUGCCAUUGUAUCCCCAACAACAACUACAACCUCCUCCUUUUGAUGAAGUCACACAACAAUCCUACAAUGGUGCAUCACAUUCACAACAUGACUCCAUUGGUCCUGUAAUUGGAGUUCUUGUCGUGAUAAUUGUGUUGGGAAUAAUUGCUGUAAUGAUUGGAAGACUAUGCUCAGGAAGGAAAAUCAUGGGUCAUGGCCAAUAUGAUGUAGAAAGCUGGGCAGAGAGAAAAUGUUCUACUUGUAUUGAUGGAAGAAUUAACCUUUCAAUACCUACGAGGGUCACUGAAUCCAACACCUCACUUCCUGCAACACCCAUCAAUACUACUCAUCAACCAGAACAAUCUUCUUCUCAAAACUCACCACCUAACACUUGA